Plectropomus leopardus (leopard coralgrouper) is the source of this 1545-nucleotide messenger RNA. Lineage: Eukaryota; Metazoa; Chordata; Actinopteri; Perciformes; Serranidae. The record is from RefSeq and is a predicted model, not a curated record.
UCAGGCAGAACAAUGAGACGGCAAGUACUGUUAUUUCUCUCGGUGCUGUGUCUCAGCUACGUGCUAGGGCAGGUCAGCUAUUCCAUUCCCGAAGAAAUGUCGAAAGGCUCUGUCGUUGGUAACAUAGCGAAUGAUUUAGGUUUAGAUCUAAAAAGGUUGAAAUCGGGUAAAGCUCGUGUCUAUACAGGAGGCAGCGUAGAAUACAUCGGGCUGAAUAAAGAAAGGGGAGUCCUCCUCAUCCAAGAGAGGAUAGACAGAGAGGCUUUAUGUGGAGAGACGACGCCUUGUGCUUUACAUUUCCAGUUAAUUCUGGAAAAUCCGAUGGAACUGUUUCGUGUCACAGUGGAAAUCACCGACAUAAACGAUAACACUCCCAGUUUUACAAAUGCAGAUAAACGCUUUGAAAUCAGCGAGUCCGCUGUCACAGGAUCGAAAUUCAUCUUAGAGAAAGCAAUUGAUUUGGACAUUGGGAUAAAUGGAUUACAGCAGUACUCACUCACGCCGACUGAUAACUUUGUAUUAAAAUUAGAAAACCAAGCAGACGGAAGUAAAAAGGUCGAGAUGGUUCUACAGAAGCCUCUAGACAGAGAAAAGCAGGACUAUAUCUCACUGUUGUUAACAGCUAUUGACGGAGGGGAGCCGCAGAUGUCAGGGACAAUGCAGAUAUUUGUCAAUGUAUUAGAUGCGAAUGACAACGCGCCUACAUUUGCAAAACCGCUGUACAGAGCAAAAAUACUAGAAAAUUCACUCAAAGGCACCAGUGUAACGACUGUAAGUGCAUCUGAUAAAGACAUCGGCAUGAACGGAGAAAUAUCAUAUCUGAUAUCUAGCAGCAAACGUAUUUUUUCUGAACUGUUUAAAAUGGAUUCGAAAACUGGUGAAAUUGUCCUAAUCGGCGAAAUAGAUUAUGAAAAGGCGAAAAUGUAUCAAAUGGACAUUGAAGCUGUAGACAACGGAGGACUCUCUGAUUCCACUAAAGUAAUCGUUGAUGUUAUUGAUAUUAAUGACAAUGAUCCUCACAUAAAUAUUGUUUCUAAAUCAGAGUCCAUAUUAGAGGACUCCCCUCCAAACACUGUUAUAGCUAUGUUAAGCGUAAAUGAUCCAGACUCAGAAAAUAAUGGAGAGGUCGAGUGUAACAUAAACGGCAACAUUCCCUUUAAAAUACAGACUACCUUGAAUGGAUUUUAUACUUUAGUUACAGAGGUCAAUUUAGACAGAGAGAUCGCUUCUCAAUAUGAUAUAACGGUCACGUGCUCUGAUGAGGGAGUGCCCUCCCUCUCCAGCAGCGUCACUCUCACCUUACAGAUCUCUGAUGUGAAUGAUAACGCGCCUGUCUUUGAGAAGAGCUCAUAUGAGGCCUACAUUAUAGAAAACAACACACCAGGCCUCUCUAUAUUCACAGUGAAAGCCAGAGACGCUGACUGGAACCAGAAUGCUCGUGUUUCUUACAUACUGGAGGACUCCUCUGUUAACGGAGUGCCAGUCUCCUCAUAUGUGUCCGUCAGUGCUGAUAGUGGAGUCAUCCAUGCAGUGCGCUCUUUUGAC